Trachymyrmex septentrionalis is the source of this 762-nucleotide messenger RNA. RefSeq names its product juvenile hormone acid O-methyltransferase-like. NCBI's taxonomy places the organism in Eukaryota, Metazoa, Arthropoda, Insecta, Hymenoptera, Formicidae. Gene Ontology annotation, molecular function: S-adenosylmethionine-dependent methyltransferase activity. The transcript has 5 exons. Bases 76 to 762 code for a protein of 228 amino acids. The record is from RefSeq and is a predicted model, not a curated record.
GAUCCGUAUUAGCGAGCGUACAUAAUAAUCGACACAUAUUUCCAGUAUUUUUGAAUUAUAUUCUUGUUCUUAAUAAUGAUGACCAUUAAUAAUGAUAUAAUAACACAUUCUUAUAAUUCAUUAAAAUAUAUUACAAAUAACAAAUUACAAAGAGAAAAAGCAUUUGCUAUAACUGACGAAUUUAAUGAAUAUCUAAAAAAUAUAUCUGGAAAAUGCAUUGACAUAGGAUGUGGACCUGGAGAUGUAACAAAAGACAUAAUCUUACCGGCUCUUGAUCCAAAUGCAGAAGUGAUUGGUAUAGAUAUAUCAGAAAGUAUGAUUGAUUAUGCAAAGAAAAAAUACAUUAAAGAGAAACGACUCGAAUUUGACGUUUUAGAUAUACAAACUAAAAAUUUGCCUGCAAAAUACGUAUCUGAAUUUAAUCUCGUACUUUCAUUUCACACUUUACAUUGGUGCAAUGAUAUCAAACAAGCAUUUGAGAAUAUCUACCGUAUGCUUCGACCCAAUGGAGUUAUGCUUGUACUCUUUGCAGCAUCUCAUAAUGUAUUUAAUGUUCUUGAAAACAUGAUAUAUGAUGUUCGUUUUGCACCAUACAUAAAAGAUGUUAAAAAGUAUACUUGGCCACUUCGAAAUUCAAUCAAUCCCCGCAAACAAUUAAAAGAAUUGCUUCAAACACUCGGAUUCACGGUUGUUCAUUGCAGCCAUCGGGAUAUAUUUCAUCAUGAUACAAAUACGGAUGGAUUUAUUUGUAAAUUUUUUUAA